Ostrea edulis (European flat oyster) is the source of this 3100-nucleotide messenger RNA. Its product is annotated as serine-enriched protein-like. Gene Ontology annotation, molecular function: protein binding. The transcript has 2 exons. Lineage: Eukaryota; Metazoa; Mollusca; Bivalvia; Ostreida; Ostreidae. The record is from RefSeq and is a predicted model, not a curated record. The coding region runs from base 2078 to 2803 and encodes 241 amino acids.
UCUGAAAACAAAAUGUCCUAUAUAACAGAACUUGGGUACGUCUACUGUGAUCAGAUAACCGCGAUUAUUCAAGCGUGGCUAUUUUAAACGGCAAGUGAGUACAAUGAGUAUUUGCUUAUGCACAAGAAAUCUUUUGAAGUAUCUGGACUUGUGUAUUUUUGGUUUACAAAACAUCUAUGAUCGUUAAUUCAUAAUGAAAAUCAGAUAAUUUUCAAUUUUUUCUCAUUUUUAUACGCCCAUUUUUAGACAUGACAUGUUAAUGUACAACGAUUUGUUUGGUGAACUCCUCUCAGAGUUUUCAAGUGAGAACCUUUAUUUUACAAAGUGUUUAUAUGGGUAUUAAUGGUGUGCAUGUGGCAAGGAUUUUUUAUUUUUGUUUCAAUUUUUGAGAAAAUUACAGGUUAUUGAACUUGAAUUAUUGCAUAGAGAGUCCAGACGUUUUGAAUAUUGAGAGGUUGUUGAAAUUGGUCAAAUUUGCGGAAAUAUUUUACACACAGAACUUUUAGUUUGUCUAUCUGCCUCCUGUCACAGAUACUACCUGAAGCAAAUUUCCACUCAAGAAAAACACCCUAUGUAAGCAUUUUCACGGGCGUAUUACGUACUGUUUGCGGCACUCUUGUUCCAAAUGCUACGUAAAUCCAAAGAACAGCGUGAACAUUUUAUAACAGGUAUGUCACAAACUGCAGUAAGACAGACUGGAAACUACCCAGAAGACAGUAAACCUUCUCUGGAGACGUUUACAGAUCACCGCAUCCACUGAUGAUCGGCCCCGUAGCGGCAGACCCAGAGUUACAUUAUAUGUACGACCCCUAGAGUAGCUGCAGAUCUGUAGCGUUAUGGUUUUAUAUUCUUGUCUAUGGUCAAAGACAAGAAUAUAAAACCAUAAUGCAACAGAUCUGCAGCUACCCCUAGAGAAGACACUUGUUACAUUUGCGGAACAGAAUUUUAAUUGCGGUAAACACGGCUCAGAAUGCUUUAGAGGAAGGAACUAGUGCUCAGACGGUGCGGAACUGGCACAAACGUUGUGCUUUGAACACCCAUAGACCGUAUUAAGGGACAGAACUCAGAUAUCGGCACGAAAGAGCUCGUGACUUCGGGCGCGCCAUCACUUGCGCUUCCGACUGCAAGACUGGACAAAGGUGAUGUUCAGUGAUGAGUCCCGUUUUUGUUUGAAAGUUGUCGACGGUAGGACCCGCGUCUAGAAGAGACAUGGAGAACGAUUCCGCUGUUGUAGUAGACGGAAGUAGACAGAUUUGCGGGGGUGGAAGUGUAAUGAUUUAAGGAGGGAUUUGUGAAAGAAAUCACACUCGAGUCGUCGUACUGAAGUUUGAAGCAUUAUCAAAUGUAUAUUUAGGCCUUUGUGAAUAAUAUUGUAACAUUAGAAUCUUAUGAUUACGGAAUAUAUUUAUAAAAAUUUUGAUCGAUUGAAUGUUGUAACUACCUGUAAACAGUUAAGCCAUCUUAGUCUAAAGUAAUUAAAACAGUUAAUUUAAAAACAGUUGUUCGAUAGGUUUAAUUUGUACAAAUAGGUUUAGGAAAUACUGUUGUAAUGAUGUAACAAUGAAUUUGAUAUUGAAAACACUAAUGUUGUUAGUAAUUAUUUUUUUUUUUUUGUUACUUGCGCUAAUGUAUAUUUUCACCACAGUAGUAUUUACAUGUAAUUCAAUUCAGUGUCAGCGAAACCGAAUUUUGAGUGAAACGGAACUCAGUUAUGUGCACUGAAUCAUUUUAGAAUACUGUUAUAAUUGAUUAAUCUAGGACAUUUGAAAACAUAUCAAAUUGAUGGGGUGUCCCCCGGGGGCUGAAUAGUUCCGACCUCAUGAUUAACUAAUCAUUAAUUAAAUGUCUCGGGUUAGCGGUCAGUCUCGUGACAGAGGUGUGACAGUAUUCCCCAGAUAACGGUGAAUUGGACUGCCGUCUCCAACUCAAUGUCGCCGAGACUGAGACUGCUCGAUAGUGAUAGACAUCACGGACCACGGAUAUAAAACGGACCACCACAGAAGAGUCCAGCACUUCCAAUUUUUAUUGCUGAACUUAUUAGUACGACAGAAAGGAAUCUCACGAAUACUAAAGGAAAAUGGAUCUCUGCAACUCACGACUGAAUUUGGUGGAGAAUGACUUCUUGAAAGUAUCCGAGUUCGAGUAUGAUAAUGAAGGGUGUUCCUCUGGUUAUGAUUCGGCCACAGAACAGUCCAACUUCGACAAGGAAUCUGAUACACCAAUCUCCGAGGCCAGCAUAGACGAAGACCCAACCGCUGAAUCGGAAGUGAUGAAAUACAGAAGUACCCAAGAACUCUGCAACUCCCUCCAGUACAUUAUCUCACUUCCGGAUCUCUGUGACGUAAAAUUCCUCGUUGGAGAUAAACGUGUUCCGGUUUAUGGUGUCAAGGCAAUUCUAGCCACGAGAAGUCGCAUGUUCUACAACCUAAUCCUGGAGGCUCAGCGACAGUCGCCUGUGUCAAAGAAAUCUAAAAAGAAGAGCGGAAAGAACAAAACUCUCUCCAACCACGUUGCUAUUGAAAUCAACAACUACCAGCCGGCAGAUUUCAAGGAACUUAUCAACUUUGUGCACUGUGGGAAAGUUAACAUUAGAAAUUCAAAUGUGGCGGGGCUAUACUGCGGUGCUUCCGAGUUUCAUCUUCCUGAAUUGAAGAUCGCAUGUCGAGACUUCACAAAAAGAUCUAUGAGGAAUGGCAACACGGCAGUCAUCCUGAAAUCAACGAAAAUCUAUCUUGAUCGUCAUCGCGCUGGCAAAACGUUUAUGGAGAAAAUUCGGGGUUAUCAAAAAUCCAUGAAUGGCUGAGAUAGUGGUAACUUUACCCAGGAUAUGCUCAGUACCAGUCCCCAUAGAUCAUCUUGAUGAAGGACAGCACCCGUGCAUUACAUUGCACCUGACACGAACAAAUCGUGAAAGAAGAGGUCAGUGCACAUGCAUACUGACGAAGUGAGGUGUUCCGAAUGAAGAGAAAAAACACUCUACCGUCCCCAGUGGACAGACACGUGUCUUACGUUGUUGCUCGAUAUUUCACGUAUCAGAUUUAUGAAAGUGAUUUGUACAUUUAAAACAAGUGCAAAUAAAUUCCUCUUCAGAUGUUUAUCA